AUGCCUCUCUUCCAUCACUCAAGCUCCUCCGACCGCAGCAGCAUCGACGAUCCAAAUACCACGUCCUCGCGCCGCCGCUCCCGCGGCUCCUCUGGUUCGCAGUCACACCAUUCCUCCUCCUCUUCCCCCUCGUCCCGCCAUCACAGCCACUCCUUCUUCGGAAGCAGUAGGAAAAACGAAGAUCGUUCUGUCCUCGCUGCAAAAGAACAGGUCUCGCGCGCAGAGGCCGCAGAACGCGAAGCCGAUCGGGCACUAAUGGCCUCUAAGCGGGCAGUGCGUGAGGCUAGAGAACACGUGAAGCGGUUGGAUGAGGAGGCAAAGAUUGAGGCACGCGCCGCAAAGAUGAAGCAGGAUCAGGUGAAGUCGAUUACGAAGAGGGCGAAGCCACUGGGCCGACACGCGUGA
Aspergillus ibericus CBS 121593 is the source of this 405-nucleotide messenger RNA. RefSeq lists its product as uncharacterized. The record is from RefSeq and is a predicted model, not a curated record. Lineage: Eukaryota; Fungi; Ascomycota; Eurotiomycetes; Eurotiales; Aspergillaceae. The transcript has 3 exons. The coding region runs from base 1 to 405 and encodes 134 amino acids.